AUGGAGGUGGGAGGAGGGGAGAAGUUCGGCAGGCGUGGGCAGAUUGGUAGUGGAUGGCAGGCAGAGGCUGAGCGGCAGGCAGCUGCUAUCUGCCUCCUCGGCUAUAUUCUUGCGUGCUUUCUGUAUUUUGAGCCUCCAUCUCCUGUUUGCCCCACUACAUUACCUCUUGAGGAAAAUCGUCAAGUCAUGGAGCCAAAAGAAAAGCCCAUACUCCUCCUGUGGUUCUGGCCUCUCGGUGUGAAGUUUGAUUACAAAGCCUGCUCAAUCCACUUCAACAUUAAUAGCUGUGUUCUGACAGAUAACAGAUCCCUUUACAAGAAAGCGCAGGGAGUCAUUUUUUACCACAAAAACAUACACGGAAAUUUGAAAAACUUGCCGCAAGAGCCACGUCCAUCUUUUCAGAAAUGGAUUUGGUUCAAUGUGGAAUCGCCGACGAACACAGCGAGGAAACCGGGUCUGGAUAACCUGUUCAACUUAACACUGAGCUACAGAAGAGAUGCUGACAUCACCGUAAGGAAUGAGCUCACGAUCAGACCGACAGAAAUAAAAGAUGACUUUGUUAUGCCGAAGAAAGACAAACUCGUGUGCUGGAUUGUCAGUAACAAAAACCCACAUACCGGAGCAGCUGUGAGAGCUCAAUAUUACCAUGAACUGUCCAAACAUAUCAAGAUCGACCUCUUUGGUUCAGCCUAUUCAGGGAAGCGUUUGAGUUAUGAGGACUAUUACACGACCAUUGCUAGCUGUAAGUUUUACCUCUCAUUUGAGAACUCGAUUCACAGAGACUACAUCACAGAGAAGGUUAACGGGCCCCUCGUGGCGGGGACGGUCCCUGUAGUUUUGGGUCCUCCAAGAGAAAACUACGAGCAGUUCGUUCCUGCCGACGCCUUCAUUCACGUAAACGAUUUCCCUGAUCCAAAGUCCCUGGCAGGCUUUCUGCUGGACAUGAAGGACGACGUGUACGCACGUUACUUUGAGUGGAGAAGGUUCUACACAGCCACCCCUCACCUGCUGUCAAUCAACAAUGAAUUUAUUCAGCCUAUCUGCCUCGCCUGUGACCACAUCUCAAGAGACAGUGAUUUCCAUGUAGUUCAUGACCUUUAUGGGUGGUACCAUUCAAGAAAACCUUAA
Molecule: messenger RNA, 1128 nt
Organism: Anoplopoma fimbria (sablefish)
Lineage: Eukaryota; Metazoa; Chordata; Actinopteri; Perciformes; Anoplopomatidae
Product: 4-galactosyl-N-acetylglucosaminide 3-alpha-L-fucosyltransferase 9-like
Exons: 2
Coding region: 1-1128 (375 amino acids)
Cellular component (GO): membrane
Molecular function (GO): alpha-(1->3)-fucosyltransferase activity
Source: RefSeq, a predicted model, not a curated record